Molecule: messenger RNA, 1962 nt
Organism: Aspergillus pseudoviridinutans
Lineage: Eukaryota; Fungi; Ascomycota; Eurotiomycetes; Eurotiales; Aspergillaceae
Product: fungal specific transcription factor domain-containing protein
Exons: 6
Coding region: 1-1962 (653 amino acids)
Biological process (GO): DNA-templated transcription
Cellular component (GO): nucleus
Molecular function (GO): zinc ion binding; DNA binding
Source: RefSeq, a predicted model, not a curated record
AUGCAUGACAGAGUCGAACAGAUAGAGAAGUUAGUUCUGUCGUUGAGGGAUCGCGAGGGCAACAGUCGCACACAGCAGCCAUCUCUUGUCGCUCAAGCUAUUCAUUCCGCGGAUGCCUCGCAGCUGCCGACGAGCUUUGGCAGGAUCAGCCUAGAAAAUGAAGAGACUAACUACGUUGAAGGUUCACACUGGACGGCCAUUCUGGAGGGAAUUGCCGAGCUGAAGGAUUUCUUCGACGACGCUGAAGUGCCCCAGACGGAUGAAUCAAGUACCAGUCGUCUGGGCACAGACUGGAACUUUCAGUCGCGCAGACCUGCACUUAUCUUCGGAGAUGCUCAGCAUCUCGAUAGAGACGAAAUUCUGGCAUCGCUCCCACCAAGGCCAGAGGUGGAUCGACUCUUAGCCAGCUACUUCAACUCGAAAAAUAUCAAUUCGCUUACCAUUCAUGGUCCGACGUUCCUAGAGGAGUAUGAUACAUUUUGGGAAUGUCCAGCAAAGGCCUCUACCAUGUGGAUUGGUCUGCUGUUCUCCAUGAUAUGCUUGGCAGCGAUGCAUCAGCAGCUCGAAAGACCAGCAUCUGAUCAGCCGGCAUCGCUCGCGCAAGAUUUCCAGGAAUUACAUGGGAUGCAGGUGUACCGUGACCGUGUUGCGCAGUGUCUUGCUCUAGCCGACUACACCAAGUGUAUGCCAUACACUAUUGAGACGCUCUUACAUUACUUGGCGAUUGAAUACCUCAAUGUCACGGACAGCCCGACCAGCGUUUGGAUCUUGCUCGGCAUCACUGUGCAGAUAGCGUCUCGUAUGGGCUAUCAUCGCGAUGGAUCCUAUUCUUCACACUUGUCGCCAUUCCAGGCCGAGAUGCGACGCCGAGCGUGGGCAAUCAUCUUACAAUUGGACUCGGCAGCGGCCGGACAAUAUGGCCUUCCACGAAUGAUCAACACGUCCAAGGUAGAUACUGCCGAACCGCGAGAUCUCAGUGACGACGCCCUUAGCCCCGGAAUGACAGGAUUGCCUCCGGCUCGAACUGACCCCGGGCCGAGCUCUAUUCAAUUCCUAGUCAUGAAAAACCGACUAAUGUCAACCUUCAACCUCAUCAUCGAUCUUAUAAGCUCUCCGAAGCAAGUCGUAUCCUACGAGGAAGUCAUGAAACUGGAUCAGAUCUUAAACGACCAAAUCACAUCCAUGCCGGCCGCGCUACAAAUGCGAUCGAUGAGUCGACAGCUCACGGAUCCCUCGGAUGUGAUUCUGAAUAGAGUGUUUCUCGCUUUGUCCUUCUACAAGUCACGCUGUAUACUGCACCGAGAGUACAUGCUGGCAGGCCGGUCAGAUACUCGGUAUUUAUAUUCUCGCAGGUCAUGUAUCAACGCUGCCUUGGAGAUUCUGCAGAUUCAAGUCACUGUACACGAAGAAUCCCAGCCCGGGCGUCGUCUCUAUCCUCACCGAUGGAUAUCUUGCGCCUUGGUCAAGCAUAUAUUUCUCCUUGCAACCACCAUUCUCAGUGUCGACCUUGACUACAGCCUCCGGGACCGAAAUGGAAACAGUGAAAUCGGGGACGAGUUUACAGACCGCAUCAUUCAAUCAUUGACAAACUCCUAUUUCAUUUGGAGGCAGUCAAGCGACAAGUCCCGAGAAAGCCAGAAGGUGACCGAGAUGCUGCGGAUAGUGCUUGGGAAAGCACGCACGAAGGACGAACAGUCCACGGAGGCAUCUAGCAAUGAUUCUGCUUUGUUUUUGACGGAUCCUUCACCUCUACCAUAUGACCAAUCCUCCUGCACAACGUUUUCAACAGGCCCUCUGCCGUUCGCGAGCGGUCCGCCUUUCUCAAAUCAGCAGCCUCAAAGUACGGGUGUUGCCGAUCACUUGGACAAGGACGUAUGGCUAAAUUAUGAUUGGACUGGGGCAAGUGUUAUGGAUGAUAUUAUCCAGCAGUCCGAAGAUUGGACUGGGUUCCAUGUGCCUUAA